Paramecium primaurelia is the source of this 8341-nucleotide messenger RNA. The record is from the annotation of a GenBank genome assembly. NCBI's taxonomy places the organism in Eukaryota, Ciliophora, Oligohymenophorea, Peniculida, Parameciidae.
AUGGAAGAACAGUUGUUAUAACCUGUUACUUAUGGGUCUGUGAUCUAUUUAUCAACAGAAAGUAAUUUGAAUAGUUUCAUGUUCAGUGAUGGAUUCAUGGAUAAGAGUGUAAAAUUAAAGAGCUUUGAAUCCAUUUGUGGAGUGGUAACUUAUGAUUAUUUAAGUAGGAUUAUUAUGAUUUUUCUUUCAGCUUAUUUAUGGUACUUCCUUUUUCAAGCAUUCAAUCAUUUGAACAUUAGGCUAAUGUGAUUUAGGAAUGGAGAAAGAAAUUAAUUGAUAAUAAUGAUAAUAGUAAUAAUUGUUAAAUAUUUUAGAGCUGGAAAAAAGAAGAGAAGCAAUAUAAGAAAUGUGGAAUAAAUUAGAGUCAGAAUAUUAAUUUAAUUUGGGUGUUAUUUAGAAAAGUUAUAAUGCUUCCAUAUGUUUUGCAAGUAGUAACUUCAUGUUGUUACACAUAAACUCACUUAAAUUCCUCACUUUAUAUUAGGAUGACAAUAAUAAUCUAUUGUAAUAUAUGAAGUAAAUUUAAUAGUCUUUAAUUAACAGAGAAUCCUGAUGAAUGUUGUUUUUUCAAUUUUGAUCCAUCAUUGAAAUUAUAAAGAGGUAGGUCUGAUAAUUUUGUAUAUGAAGAUGAAAUUGUAUAUAUAGCAUGUGCUAAAAAAUAUAGUGGUAAAUCACCAUAUUUAAGUAUUAUUUAAAAUGAUACUAUUAUUGGAUUGAUAGAUUCAAAAGAAAAUUGGAAAGUUAAUAUUUAUGAAUAACCAUUUAAAGAAUCAACAUAUAUGAGAGUUGGUUCAUGUGUUUGGAUAUUGAGUUCUGAAAUGCCUUUAUUUUUUACUUGUUAAAGACCUGAAGAUCCUUAUUAUUAAAUGUAUUUGACAACAAAAAAUCCCAAUUUAGCCAAAGAGAAAAAAGGAAUUUUAUAUGAAUGGUAUUAAAAUGAUAAAAAGGAUAUUAAAGAACAAUUUCUUAAUUAACCUAGAGAAUUAUUAUUAGAUGGAUUACAAAUUUUAUUGACUUUAAUUAAAACACCUAAAAUUGGUUAAUCUGAUGAAUUAAGUCCUUUUGGUUUAUGGAAAAUAGAAUCUAAUAAUGUUAAACUUGGUGGAGAAUUGAAAUGGGAUCAAACAUAUAGAUUAAAGAAUAUUAUUACUGGAUGUUAUUUAUCUGUCUAAGGAACUCCUUCUAAUGAGAGAUUAAUGGCAUAUAAUAGAGCUAAUACUAGUUCUAAAAAUGCUGAUUUUUCAUGUACUGAAUUUAGAUUUGUGCCUAUUGACAAUCUAAUUCAAUAUAAGGGAAAAACUAAAUCUAUAUAAAAGAUAUCAAAAGAUGCCUUUUUCAUGAUUCAACAUGCAAAAACUGGAUUGUGGGUUUCACUUAAUUAAAAUGAAGGCAUUUAAUAGCCUAAUUUAUUAGAUUAUGUUAAGGACAUAAAUACUUAUAGAUUUAGAGAAGCAUCUUUAUAAUAAGUCUGGGAAACCUAUUGUGUUACUGCAAGUUAAAAGUUAUUAAUAAAAUUUGCAGAAUAUCCUAAAUCAGAUCUAGAGAGACAAUAAUUUGAUUUUUUAUUUGAAAGAGUUAAAGAGAUGAUACAAUUUUUAAGUGAAUUCUUAACUAAUAGUUAAGUUGGUAAUAUGAGUUUGGAUUAGGAACCAUUAUAAGUAUGUAGAGGAAGAUAGGAUAGAUUUAAAGAAUAAUACUCUUUAGGUUUGCUUUGUUGGUUAUUAAUUGAAAUAUUUCCAACAUUAGAUGAAUUUGAGCUUUAUCAAAUCAAUCCAGAUGAUGGAUCUAAAUGGACUCUUAAAAGAAGGAAAGGUCACUCUAAAAUAUGUAUAUUUAUUUAAAUAAUAUUAAAUAGAAAACACAUCCAUUAAAUAAGAAACAGAAAUCAUUAAAAAAAGAUAUGAAAUAUGUUAAUUAGGAUAUCAAUUAUUAAGUAUUUCUGCAACUAGGAAUCAGGAAAAUCAAUAAUUUAUUCUUAAAUUUUUAACAAAUUUAAGUAAUCAUAUUGGAUUUGGUUCAUUUGUGACUUAAUCAUUAAAACAAUGUUUCAGAGACAACAAAGAAAUCCUAGAAGAUUUACAUCGUCAAAAGAUAAAUGAAGUUUCUUAGAACUAGUAUUAAGACAUCUUUUAAGCUAUGGCUCAUAGACUCAAACUAUUUGAACCUUAUUAUAAGGUAGAAAUUCUAUAAUUACUUUCUGCAUUUACAUCUUAAGAACAUUAAUCUAUAUAUAUAAAUUAAGAGAAAAUCUUUUAGGCUAUUGUUGAAAAUAAAAAUUUCCUUUUUGGUCAUUUAAUGAGAAUAGAUUAUUUAGAAGAUAACCUUCUAGUUGAAUAUAGAGUAUUUGUUGAAAGAGAAUAUGAAAGCAAAUAAUUGAAGAUUCAGGAAUUCUUCUAAAAACCUUAAGAAUAUUAAAGAUAGAAUUUUGAUAACAAAUUUAUUGAUUUACGAAUAUAAUAAUAUUUUCUUGAAUAACUAAGAUUAUAUGGAAAAUUAUGUUAAAAUAGAAAUUAUGCAUGUGUUAAAAAUCUUUAGGAAUUAUUACCACGAAAAGCUUUAUUGUAUUAUUUGGGAAUCCCUAUAGAUGAUGAAAUAAAGGCUAUUUUAUGUUAGUUGAUAUUAAAUCUCUAUAUUGAUUAAGAACCAAGAAGUAUAAUAAACAAACCAAGUUUUGUGAGAGUAUUGUAAAACUCUAAUUCAAGUGGAAAAGAUGAUAUUACAGAUAGAUUUAUAGAAAUAAAUUUAACAAAUGAUAUUAAAGGAACUUAUUUAAUUAGAAAAUGGUUAUUAGAAUAUUUGAAAGAUAAAAUUGAAUAUUUAGAUGAUGCAAAUAUUAAUGAGGAUAAAACAGAAAAAAUUUAUAAUGAAUUAACAUAUGAAGUAAUUAGAUGUUUAAGUUUGAUGGUUAAAUUUGGAUUGUUUUCUAAACAUGCAAAUUAAUUACUUUAAAGCACAUUACAAUUGAAUAAUCAAAAUGGUAAUGUUAAUGAUUUGAAUAAUGAUUUAAAGAAUUUAGUUUGUUAUUUAGCAAAACUAUUAGAAUAUGAUCAUAAUUAUUUUUAAGAAUUGAAGACAAACUAAAUAAAAAGAUCAUAUAUGGAAUAAAAAGAAGAUUUAAAAUAUAUGAUAAAUUUAAAUAUUUUUCAAAAAGCUAAAGUUGAAGAAGAGGAAGAAGAAUAAGGAACUUCAUAAAAAGAAUAAGAUUUUUCAUAAUCAUUUCCAUUUUUGAAAAGAUACACAAGUUUAUUUAAAUUAAUAAAAUAUUUUACUACAAAAACUUGUAAAUUUUAAAAAUAAAGCAAAUUCUUUAUCUUAAUAAAAAAAUAAAUAUGUGGUAUUUUUCAAACUCUUUUAGAAUGGAGAGAAGAUAUAUAAAUUGGAAAAGCAAUAAAUUGGUUUUAAACUAAUUAUAUGAAUAUAGAUGAUGAUAAAAUAGCAGAUGAAAAAAUUGCAGAUGAAAUUAUGCCAAGUUUUAGUGUUGAUCCUGGAAAAUACAAAAAUGAUGAUGAAAACAUUCAUCCAGAUGAAGAAAUAUAAGACUUUGAUUAUAUACUUGAAAGACCAUUUGUUGAAGUCUUAAUUUUAGCAUUUUAUUUUGCAUAAGAUCCUGAUUUACAAAAUUCAGUUGUUAAUUUACUUUAUAAACGAUUUACAUAAAGAAAAAAACUAUUAUUAAAUUUAAAAAAGGUUUCUCUUGUUUAAGCUGAUAAUAAUUCUUAUAAACUUUUAUCUACAUUAGUUAAUGAUAUAAAGAAUUAAAUUAGUUAUAGUUAAUCUUGGCUUUAAAUAAUUGAAUCUAAUGUUUAUGAUGAAAAAGCAGAAGAAGCCUUACAUUAAACUGUUUAAAAAUUUGAUUAAAUUUUAAAAGAAUUUGAACUAAAAUGUGAUGCUGAAUCAUUUAAUAUUAAAUAAAAAAUAUUCAAACAUUUAGGAGGUCAUAAAUUAAUAUUGAAAUUUUUAGAAUCAGGAAUAAGAGUUAUAUAUUCAAAAAUCAAAUACUUUCAUAUUUCUUCAGAAGAAGAGAAAGAAUAGGUUAACUUAGCUAUUACUCCAGGAAUGACUAAGCCUAAAAUUUUACCACCUUUAAAGUUAGAAUAGAAAAAGUCUGAAUAAGGAGUGAUUGAAAAUUCAGAUCAAUAUUCUUACAGAAAAUAAUUUAUUUAGUAUGUUAUUAAAGUUUUUACAACUUGUCAUUAAAUUUUAAGUAAAUUUGCUGAGGGAAAUAAAAGUAAUCAAAAUUCAAUUUAUAAAAUAUAUGUAACAUUACUCGAUAAACCUGUUAGAAUAAAUAUUGGAUAAGUAGCUUUCCUUAAAUCUCUUUACAAUAAUAAUAUAGAUUUAUGUUUAAAACCCUAAGAUUUAUGUUUUGAUUAUGUUUAACAUUUAAUUAAUGAUCAUGGCCAUUAAUAUGAGUUUUUGGAAGUGAUGUUAGUGUUUUUAAAAGCAUCAAAGGAGACAGAUACAUAGAAAAUAUAAGUAGCCAUAAUGUCUAAGAUUUUAUCGAAUUACAAUUAUUUUGAUCCAACUAAAACUAUUAUUCCCAAAAGGGAUUUACCAAUAUUUUAUGAGGAUAAAAAUUAAGAAGAAAGGUAGUUAAUGUUUAGGAAAAAAUUUAUAUAAUUAGUUAGUGGAUGUAUUGAAAGUGAGAUUAGUGUUAACUUUAUUGUUUAACUUUAAGAGAAUCUUUCUGUUAGAUAAUUAUUAUAAAUGCUUUUACAUGAUACUAAAUCUUCAACUGGAUCUUUAUUAAUGAAGGAAUAAAUUUUUUCUAUAUUGAAGAUAUAUUUUGAAAAAAUUGAUAAAGCUUUACAGGAUUUUUAAAAAUGUUGUACUGAAUUUACUAAAUUGUUAUAAACUGUAUCAUAAAAGAUGUAAUAGCCUCGUAUUUCAAAAGAUGAUUAAUCUUUUAUUGCAUUAUAAAUAGUAAAAUUGGUUAAUGUGUAUUUUAUGAAUUUUCUGAAAGAUAUUGGAAUGAUUUCUUUAAAAAUGUUAGCCUAAGAUUAAAGUAUUUAAAAAGAAAAAUUUAUAUUUUAAUUUGCUUAGCAACUUGUUAAUGCAUUACAUAAAUUUGAUAAAUUACCUAUUUACAAGGCAGGUUUUAUGGAAUUAUCAAAUAAUUUUAGUCUUGAAAUAUCUGAAGAUUAUUUCUAACAACCUGAAAACAUUUUUUAAGAAAUAUAGAAUAACAAAAUUAAUCAUUAACCUUCAAUUGUUUAAGAAUAAGAUUCAGAAUAAUUAGAAAAAUCCUCCUCUUAUUAAUCUUGGAACAAUUUUAUUAAAAAAAUCUUAAGAAGUCAUUCAGUUAAAAAAGCAGUAUUAAGUGAAAGAAUUAAAUUUAAAGAAGUUAUUUUAAAUGUCUAAGAUAUAUUUGAAAAACCUAAGGAAACUAUGGAUAUUAGACUUAAGGAUCUGAUUAUAUCUAGAGAUGAUAUUAUUGUUAAGUUGUUAAAUUAUAUUGAACAUUGGAAAGUCAGAAAUGCAAGUAGACAUACAGUUAUUUUUAUUAUAAAAUCUAUUAGAGCAUUAUUGGAAAUAAAGAAUGAAAAAUAAUUAAUAAAAAUGUAAAUUCAUUUAGAUUCACUUAAAGCUACUUAAAUAGCUUUAAGAUUAUAUUGGAGUGAUAAAGUUACUGAGGAUUUAUAUAUUUAUUAAUUAAUAAAAUGGAUAAUCUCAUUACUUGAAGGGGGUAAUAAAGUAAUUUAGAUGAGCAUAUUAAAUUUAUUGAAAAAUAAUUCAGAUAGUGAAGCUUUUUUCUUAAAGAUAUACACUAUUUUAACAGAAUAUAUGGCUUCAAUGAGAAAGAUAAGAAAAAAAGAUGAUUAGAAGAAAAUUAGAAAAAGAAAGUUUAUUGCAAAAACAUUGUAGGUGAUAUAAUUAUUAUGUGAAGGACAUAAUAAUGAUCUUUAAAAUUAUCUUAGAUAAUAAACUAAUUCAAAAGUAUCUUAUGAUAUAGUAUCAUUAAUGGUUAAAUUGGUUAUUUCAAAUAGAAUAUCUGAUGCAACAUAUGAAUCUCUAGUUUAAUGUUUAGAUACAUUAACUGAGGUAGUUUAAGGUCCAUGUAAAGAAAAUUAGGUUGUUAUUGUAACUAGUAAAUUUGUUUCUUGGAGUGUAGAUUUAUUAAAAGAAGAUCUUAAAUUAUUUGAAUAGAAUAAAUUAGAUAUUCAAUAAGUAAAAUUAAAAAGAUUGAAAUUGAAAUGUACAAAUACUUUACUUAGUUUAAUGGAACUUUAAGAAGAUAAUGAUGAAAUAAUGAAUCUAUUGAUUAGAAGUAUACCAAUUACUGUUUUAGUUAAUGAAUUAGCUAAGUUUUAUAUGUUAUAUACUUCAAUAUAUAAAAAAGAAUAUGUUGUAGAGUGUUUUAAAACAUAUUAGGAUGAGAAUGAAGGUUAUGAAUUAAAGAAAAAAAAUGAAUGCAUUAUAGAAUAUGGAUUCAAUUUGUUUAUUAUAAUCAAUAUUUUAAUGUUGAAGAAUAAAAAAUCUUAAGAAGCUGAUCUUGAAGAAAUUCGUAAAUUAAUUGAUGAAUAUUAAUUUGUCAAUAAAAAAUCUAAUUAAGGAUUAGAAGGUUUAUUAGAUCUUAAAAUCAAUUUAGAUCUUAAUAUAAAAAUCAAUUUACCUUUUGGUUAAGUAGAGGAUGAAGAAUCAAAUGAAUUGAAGAAAGCAUAAGAGAUGAAAAAAGCUUAAAAAGAUGCAUAUAAAUUUUUCUCAGAAAAUACAGUUUUUAUAGAAAUAGCAAGAGAUGAUCAACUCCAUAGAAUUUAUUUCCCUUUAUUACCAUAAUGCAAAAUGUUAUCAAAAGAAUCAAGAACUGAUUUCUGUGAAUAAGUUGAUCAUUCAUCAAUUAGAGAUAAAUUAGUUUAUUUAAUGACUUCUGCUGAUUAAAUGAGAAAAGUAAUGGAACAUGAAGAAUUAUUAAGAAAUUUAUUUAAAAGAUUAAAAGUUGUAGAAUUGAUUGCCACUCAUAAAUUAUUAUGGGAAUAAUUAGCAUUUAUAACAAAUGUUAUUAUUAAUUUAGUAAUAUUAUGUUCUUAUGGAUCUUAUGCAUAUACUGAUACUCUUCCAACACCAUUUCCAAUUAGUUUUAAUGGAAUUAAAUUUUCAUUAGAUUGGGUUCUAUAAAAUUAAUAAUAUUAUGAUUCUACUUAACCUGAUUCUGAUUUACUGUGGGAGGCAAGAUUAAAUUAGCCCCGUCUAUUUUAUGUAUCAGAUUUUACUUGGACUAAUACCCUUAUAGUCAUUUUGGGAUAUCUCAAUUUGGGAUUCUCAUUAUUAGUCAUAACAUUUUUUGCUAUAAAAAAAGCUCCACUUUUAAUUACUGAUAUGUGGGUUGAAUUUCUAAGUAAACCUAUGGGAUGUAUAGAAAGAACUAUUAUGAGUAUUGUUAUGAUAGUUAGAUCAUUUAUUAAUUGUUUAGUUGAUUUUGAUUUUGCAUAUUUUUGUGGAUAUAUGGCAUGCAUUAUUGUUGGAUUAAUUAUUCAUCCAUUUGCAUUUGUAUUGUUAUUAGCUGAUUUUCUAAGAAUAUCAACACUUAAAAUUGUUAUAAAAGCAAUUUGGAUUAGUAAAAUAUAAAUGGGUUUAUCAUUUUUAGUAUUCUUAUUAGUUGAAUAUUAUUUUGCAGUCAUUGGUUAUUUAUUCUUUUGGGAUCAAUAUCAAGAUUAAUCAUGUUAAAUUAUGUGGAGAUGCUUUUUAUAAACAUUUGAUUAAACAUUUAAAAAUGGAGGUGCUAUUGGUGAUUAUUUAGCAGAUACAUAAUUAUAAAGUCCAUCUGGAUCAUAAUUACCUAUUAAUUAUUCAUUAACUCCUUAUUAAUAAGAUAGAUUUAUUUAUAGAUUUGUUUUUGAUGUUCUUUUUAAAUUUAUCUUAGUAUUUUUGAUCAUUAAUAUGGUUGCUGGUAUUAUUAUUGAUACAUUUGGUGCUUUAAAAGAUGAAAUGCUUGAAAAACAAUCUAAUCUAGAAGAUUAUUGUUUUAUCUGUGGAAUAUAGAGUGAAAAAUUAGAUAAGAGUACAUAAUAUGGUCAUUAUUCACACAUUAAAAAAAAUCAUCAUAUGUGGAAUUAUGUUUAUUAUAAAGUAUAUUUAUUUUUUAAACCAAAAAAUGAUUUAUCAGGAAAUGAAACCUAUGUUAAACGAUUAAUGAUUAAUAAUGAAAUUGAUUGGUUCCCUGUCAAAAAAGCAAUAGGAUUUACUGAUGAGGAUGAAGAAGAUGAAGAAUAAAAUGAAGACAAUCUAUAAAUUAUAGAAGAAACAUACCAAGAAGUAAAUUAUAAGAUAUAUAUAUUAUUAGGUUUAAGAACUUGAAUAAUUGGCUCUAUCAACAAAUCAAAAAUUAAAAAUAUUCAUUUGA